Messenger RNA from Eurytemora carolleeae, 1701 nucleotides. RefSeq names its product solute carrier family 25 member 38. The record is from RefSeq and is a predicted model, not a curated record. Lineage: Eukaryota; Metazoa; Arthropoda; Copepoda; Calanoida; Temoridae. Gene Ontology annotation, biological process: glycine import into mitochondrion. Gene Ontology annotation, cellular component: mitochondrial inner membrane; mitochondrion. Bases 415 to 1278 code for a protein of 287 amino acids. The transcript is spliced from 7 exons. Gene Ontology annotation, molecular function: glycine transmembrane transporter activity.
UUCAGAUCAGAUAAUGUAAUCCAAACCCGUUCCUACUCCCUACUCCAGGUCUCAGUCUACCAUUGCAACCGGAGAUAAAUAGUCUGGUUACAUUAAUAUUGAUAGAGGUAAUAUCAUUGUGUGAAGAUGUGUUCUACGCCGGCUAUGUCCAAACAGUCCGACGGAUUUAGUACAUGCAUCAAAUGUGACGUGUACAUGAGCUCCGCGUACAAGAGUGUAAGAAAGCUAUGUGUACUGGGAGGAAUUUACUACAUCUAUCUGGGCAGUGCAGCGUAUGAAAGCUACACAGAUUGGAAAUAGCAGAUCAUUAUCUACAGGCAGCUUAGUCUUGAUAUAGUGUGCUACUUUUUAACUUCCAAUACUCAGACGGAGUUGGUGUGAAAUUAAUAACAAGUGAUUAAAAAACAAUUAAAAAUGAGUUUUCAACAUAAGAAUACAGGCAGUGGCGUCAUGCUUAACCUUAGUGGGAGCCCGGUUGUUAAAGCCUUUCUGGCAGGUUCCUUCAGUGGCACUUGCUCAACAGUUCUUUUUCAACCUCUUGAUCUUAUCAAAACUAGAAUGCAGCAGGUUCAGGAGACAAGAUUGGGAAUGUUUGGUGCUACCAAACAGGUUAUAGUGAAAGAAAACCUCCUAGGAUUGUGGAGAGGAUUAGCUCCAAGUCUAGUUAGAACUGUGCCAGGGGUUGGCAUCUAUUUCUCCUCAAUGCAUACGUUAAAGACGUCCCUCUUCCAGGGAUCCCCAAGUCCAACGCAAUCUCUGUUUGUUGGUGCGUUCUCAAGAACACUGGCGGGGUGCCUCAUGAUCCCUGUUACCAUUGUGAAGAUUAGGAGUGAAUCCGGACAAUAUGACUACAAGGGGGUUUUCAAUGCGCUUCGGGCAAUCAAGAAUGCCGAAGGGUUGAGAGGACUUACGUCUGGACUAGUUCCUACACUCAUGAGAGAUGUCCCAUUCUCUGGGAUCUAUCUAAUGUUCUAUGAGAAACUAAAGGGAGUUGCCGCUACACACUCCAAUGGCCAUGCAGAACUGGAAAAAUUUGGUUGCGGCAUUGGCGCAGGGAUACUGGCAUCCGCUGUCACCCAGCCAGCUGAUGUUGUAAAAACUAGACUCCAGUUGAAAACAGGAUCCUCCAUUCUUGUUGUCAUGCAAGAAAUUGCUAUUCAAGACGGGGUCAGAGGAUUCUUUGUUGGAGGGGUUCCCCGUAUGCUGAGGAGAACAAUGAUGGCAGCGCUGGCCUGGACAGUUUACGAACAGGCGAUGAGAAAUAUUGGAAUCAAAUAAGAAAAAAUAAAAAACAAAAAAAAAGAUAAAAAUCAUGAAAAAUAAAAAAAAACAAAAAAGACAAAUAUUGUGUGCACACAACAAUUGAUGGACAACAGCUGCCAUAAAGGUUGUCAAAGGUAGUUCUGAGGACAACAUUAUAACCAUGUGAGAUUUUGAUAUGGUUUAACAGGAAACAUUGAAUAUCAGUGAAUAGUUAAAGAUUAACCAUGUGAGAUUUUGAUAUGGUUUAUAGGAAACACUGAAUAUCAGUGAAUAUAGUUAAAGACUUCUCAGCUUAUUAUUUGGUCCAAUUGUAGUCCCGAGUAGGACUACAUUGGACUAUACAGGUAGUACUAGUACUUAUAAUCAUAUAUUCUUUUCUAUUUAAUCUUUGUAUUUGUGUACUUGAUUUCAUGAAAUAAAACUAAUUGGCAAAAUUUU